AUGGGGAAAGAAUUGUUCCUGAGGUUCCCACUCUCUGCCUUAGAAUCCUUUGGAGGAUGGUACCCCGAAGGGACCUCUGCCAGCUUCAAAACGGAUCAAGAUUCCCAAGGAGAGGACGGCAAUAAUGCCAUAAGCCUGUUGCCAAGAACUGUGACAAUGAAACUGAUUGCAGCAGCAUUUUGCUUGAGUCUCCUUGCUGCCGGCCUGUGGGUGGGCCUCUCAUUGACAUCUGAGUCCCAGUCCCAGUCCCCAUCCGUUGAAGGAGGAGGGAAACCUGCAGGAGGCGGAGGAGGAGGAGCAGGAAAAGGAUGUUUUCUCCCACCAUUGCCAAAAGAAGAUGUUUCACUAUGCAGGAACCUUGAAGUCUUCUACAUGGAGAUGGGAAACAUCAGCUGUAAAAUUGUUCCGAAGUGUAAUCUAUACAGACAGAAGAUCAUGACCUGGCAGUCGCCGAUUGUCAAGUUCCACGCGGCUCUGGAUGGUGCACAGUACCUGCUGGUGAUGGUGGAUCCAGAUGCCCCCAGCAGGUCUAGCCCCAAGAUGAAAUACUGGAGACACUGGGUAGUGUCCAACAUCACAGGUGCUGACAUGAAAAGUGGGAAUAUUCGUGGCAAUACAAUAACAGCGUACAACCCUCCUACCCCACCGCCAACCACUGGUCUACACCGCUAUCAGUUCUUCGUCUACCUUCAGGGAGACAGAGACAUUUUUAUCCCAGACGGAGAAAGUCAAGACCGAGGUGCUUGGAAUCUGGAAAGAUUUCUGCAGCAGUUCGGGCUGAAAGAUCCUGACACAAGCACCCAGUUCAUGACUCAGUAUGAUGGGGAAAUUCCACCAGAAUAUGGUAGAAUUAACGACUACCAAGAGCAAUUUGAUCAAAAAUAACUGUCCACUGAGCUGAAACUUUUACCUUCCAGGUGUGUGCUCAUGUCAUGUAAUCCACUACAGAUAGUCUGGGGAUGAAGUCUCCUCUUGGCAUCUUCCAAAUA
This is a messenger RNA of Arvicanthis niloticus (Nile rat), 989 nucleotides long. The record is from RefSeq and is a predicted model, not a curated record. NCBI's taxonomy places the organism in Eukaryota, Metazoa, Chordata, Mammalia, Rodentia, Muridae.